CCUCCGCUGGACUUGUGAAGGCAUCUAAAGCGCGACUCCAGGGGUACUCCAGGGGUACUACCUACUAUAGCCUCAGUGGCGUCACCAGCGGACAUUCUGUCUAUUGGAUGCGUUUUAUGAAAACACAUCCAAUACCACGGAAUGCCCAGCUGGCGCAAUUUCGCAGCCAAAAACAGUGGUUACCGCAGAUAUAUUACUCAUAGACUGUUAUACUGUAUACUGUUAGAUUUAAACAGCAAGGAUAGAGACAUGUUAGAAGCUAACAACAACAUAAUUGAUUGCAGCAAUUUAAAAUUCCAAAAAUGCAUGCGGAGCCGAAAUGUACCGAUCAAACACCACGUCACAAGGCAUUUAAUAAAAUCUAAUGAUUCCAUUACUCUUGUGUGGGAGGUCGCUUUCGAGCUGCACUUGCUGUCUCCCUCUGAUUUUAAUUCAACCAUCGUGGUUAAAAUGUCCUCAUAUUGAUCCAUGUCAGAAGACAUAGGCUAAUGUAGACAUGCAUCAUGCUGAGACCAGCGGGUGUCGGAGAAUUUCUGCAGGCGUUGCUUAUUGCGAUUGUUUGCAUUGCUGUAGGCGCUUCGGUGAGGCUGUGAUGAAGUUCGCUAUUUAUUGGACCCUGUCUAGACGGUAACAAACGUCCCUGACCAUAGUUAAUCGCGUUUGUAGUCUACACUCGGACGUGAACUCAUCAUUGCAUGCGGGUGUCUUCAUUCAUAAAAAAAUUAAAACAUUCGGGAGUAUGCAAUCAUACAAAUUAUUCUUAUGAGGUCAGAGACUCCGUGCGCAGCCCCGCCUUCUCCAGUAAACCAAGAAAGCCCGCGCCGUGACGAACGGGGGAUUUGACCCCCCCAACCCCCAUACAAAAACUGUGUAUAUAUCUGCAGGUAUUCAAUAGAAGUAUAAUGUAUCACCUGUAACUACGUUGCGAGGGAGCAAGGUGUGACCAAGGGGAUGUCGGUGGUGGAUGCUCAGGAGAAAUGCCCUCAGCUUGUGUUGGUUAAAGGAGAGGACCUGACACACUACCGGGAAAUGUCCUACCAAGUCACAGAACUGCUGACGUCCUACUGUCCCUUAGUGGAGCGGCUUGGGUUCGAUGAGAACUAUGUUGACGUCACAGAGAUGGUAGAGAAGAGACUGACUCACUGCUCCUCGUUCGAGGGACAUGUCUAUAACCGUUCUGGGAUUGAGACUAACCCUGGACCCCACCGGAGGCUGGUGGUCGGCUCUCACAUCGCGGCGGAGCUCAGAACAGCCAUCUGCAGCAAGUUGGGCCUCGACGUCUGUGCCGGGGUCGCCACCAAUAAGCUGCUAGCCAAGCUUGUGUCUGGGUCCUUCAAACCGAACCAGCAGACCACACUGCUGCCCCAAGACGUUGACCACAUCAUGGGCCACCUCGGCGGCCUUCAUAGAGUUCCCGGGGUGGGACAUCAGACCAGUAAGAGGCUCCAGGCCCUUGGAUUGGUGACUGUGCAGGACCUGCAGCUCUUCCCAUUGGCCGGCCUGGUGAAGGAGUUUGGAGUCCCAACUGGCCAGCGCCUGAAGAACCUGUCUCUGGGCGUCGAUGACUCCCCCGUCGUGCCCACAGGAGCCCCCAAGUCUCUUAGCGAUGAAGACUCGUUCAAGAAGAUCUCCACCACUAGAGAAGUUGUAGAAAAGACCCAAGAGCUGCUCACCAGUCUGGUUGAGAGGAUGCAGAAAGACGGCCGGCCGCCCCAGACCUUCAGGCUGACCAUCCCGAGGUACUCUGCAGAGAACAAGUGGUUCAGCAGGGAGAGCCGCCAGUGUCCCGUCCCCCACCACCUCAGACACAAGGUGGUCUCAGGCAGCACUGAUGCUAAUGUGCAUCUGGUUACCUUGGCGAUGAAGCUCUUCAAUAAGAUGGUGGACGGCGGCACGGCGUUCCACCUCACACUGCUCAACGUCUGCUUCACCAACCUGCCUCCGGCGCGGGGGACCUCGGGCCAGGGGGCCAUCACGUCGUUCUUCACACUGGGCAGCUCCCCACAAAGCAGUCCGACCCCCUCCCGAACUCACAUACCUCACUCCCACUCACCUCAUCUCUUUAAAUCAAUUCAAACUUUAUUAGAGGAGCAUCCACCCAGUUGGUUGGGUCAUUUGAACGGGUCCCAGGAAGUGGAGAAUAACCCAGAGUGUGAAGACUGAGCAGGAUUUCCAAAUGAAGACACUAGCAGCGAGCACAACGGGCUCCGAGGCAGAUCAACCCGCAUCAGCAGCAAUAAAGACCCCAGUUGUUUCUCCGGAUAUUAGUGAUCACCAUGGAGCUACCCGCAGCACACAGGCAUCGUCUGAAGACUAUUGGACGACUGCAGGCAGGGCACAUAAACUGCCCCCUAAUGUUGACACGGAUGUGUUCAGGGAACUCCCUGAGGACAUCCAGAAGGAGCUGCUAUCACCUGCCUUCACCCGUACCCACCCCACCUCCUCCGCCUCGGCCACCAGUCGGCCAGUCCCCACCCCCCUACCCCUCUACUAUGGUCCUGACCGAGACCCUGCCUCCCAGUCCCAGCCUCCCCUCCGUUCUUCCGGUGACUCCCAUCCACUCCCCAUUAGGGUGGGGUCCUACCUCUGUUCAUCUGACGCACUGUCAACCACCACAGAGGUCAGCCGGACCCCACCGGGCCGGACCAGUACAGGACCAGGAGAACCCCCCGCGGGAGACCCCCAGAGGGCUGGGGGACAGGCCCUGUGUUCCCCCUGUGGGGUCCCAGGGGACGUGGACCCCGCUGUGUUCUCAGAGCUGCCCCUGGAGAUCCAGAGGGAGCUGAUGGUCGGGUGGAGACAACAGAAGCCGCUUCUGAAGGCACCCUCCUCAGAGAGAAAGUCUUCUAGCAAAUACAAGAAGGCUGCGGUUAAAGGCGGUAGGCAGAACGACUUGUACAAGUAUUUUAAGGCCAGCUAGGCUUUCUGCCUUGUUCCUCCCUAUGUGGCCCAAGACUCUUUGAUUGUUCAUAAGAAAUGUUAAUUUUAUCAAAGGAUUAUUUUUUUGUUAUUUUGGCAAUAAAAGUUAUGGUUUCUUCGAGA
Molecule: messenger RNA, 3042 nt
Organism: Gadus macrocephalus (Pacific cod)
Lineage: Eukaryota; Metazoa; Chordata; Actinopteri; Gadiformes; Gadidae
Product: DNA polymerase iota-like
Exons: 8
Coding region: 952-2163 (403 amino acids)
Biological process (GO): translesion synthesis
Molecular function (GO): DNA-directed DNA polymerase activity; damaged DNA binding
Source: RefSeq, a predicted model, not a curated record